This is a messenger RNA of Aspergillus pseudonomiae, 429 nucleotides long. RefSeq lists its product as uncharacterized. NCBI's taxonomy places the organism in Eukaryota, Fungi, Ascomycota, Eurotiomycetes, Eurotiales, Aspergillaceae. The coding region runs from base 1 to 429 and encodes 142 amino acids. The record is from RefSeq and is a predicted model, not a curated record. Gene Ontology annotation, molecular function: O-methyltransferase activity. The transcript has a single exon.
AUGGCACAUGACAUCUCCCAGACACAAGUCAUCAAAGGCAAGUCCUGCAUUCGUACUCAGCACAACUGGCCCAGUAUCCUACCGUCCUCAACUAACAUAGACAUCAACCCUCCAGGCGCCAAGUUCUACUACCUUCGUAGAAUCCUUCACGACUAUCCAGACCUCCAAGGUAUCCAAAUCCUCAAGUAUCCACGUGCUGCAAUGGCCCAUGAUCCGCAGAUCCUCAUUGAUGAGAUGGUCCUGCCGGAGACCAAAGUACCCUGGCAGGCGACACUGGCUGAUCUCUCACUGAUAAGUCUCGGUGGGCGGAAAGGAGCGCUCAAGAAAGCAGUGGGAAAGCUUGCUGAACAGUCAGGUCUACAUGUGGCAGAGAUUCAUACCUAUGACCACUCAGAUAACUUCUCGGUUAUCGUGAUGUUGCCGUUUUGA